ACACGUGACCUCCCUGUUUUCCCCCAGUUAAACGCAUGUACUUAAAAGACGGCCACCACCAUUCACCAACACGGGCGCGAUUGGCUCGUUAUUAAUGUGGACGAGCUGAGAUCGCGGCUGCGGGGACUCGGAUCACGGGAGGUGGACCAUGGCGGCUGCCACGAGCAGCAACACAUCCACGGCCACGCUUCAGAUAAAGCACUCCAGCGUUGAGCAUACGCGGAAACGCAUAGACCCGAGGAGGAGGCAAGCGGCGCUGUCCUUUCUCAGCAACAUUUCUCUGGAUGGGCGACCCGUGCAAGACGAUGCAGACAAUCAGAACGAGGAGGAUAACUCGCUGGAAGCUCGGACUAGACACAGCCUGGUUUCCCCGGAGCGCUCUGCGUACGGAGCCGCCGGAGCUGCUGCUGCUGCGGCGGCGGCGGCGGCGACCACGGCCGCCCAGGCGCUCGCCUUUGCAAACCAGGCUCUCCUCGCCAGCAGUCGGGCCAGCCUCGGGACGGGUCCCGCAGCUGGCCCGGCGGGCUCAGACAUAGAGGGCGACGCUUUCAUGCCCUCGACGUUCAGCUCGCCUUUCUCCGCGGUGCCAGCCUCGACCAGAGGGAGGCUGCAGACGUACACUCAGGGAAUCCUACCUGCCCCCUACUCCAGGCAGUCCUCCCAGAACUACUGUCUGGAGGGCGGACAGAUAGAGCUGCAGAGGUCAAGACGAAGACUCAUCUCACAGCGCUCUUCGCUUGAAACUCUAGAGGACAUAGAAGAAAACGCUCCUCUGCGCAGAUGCCGAACCCUAUCGGGUUCACCCCGACCAAAGAGCUUCAAGAAGGUCCACUUCAUAAAGAACAUGAGGCAACACGAUAUGCGCAAUGGAAGGAUAGUCCUUAUCAGUGGCAGAAGAUCCUUCUAUAGUGUAUUUUCUGUCCUGCCCUAUCGAGAUUGUAGCCAAGCAGGGGAGGUAAAGCUGGAAGGAGGCCGCCAGCGGCAUCCGUCAGGAGGCGUGAGUGCCAAAGAGAUGGUGAUUGGGCUGGAGGGAGUGGAGCUGGGAGCUGAUGGAAAGACUGUGUCCUACACCCAGUUCCUGUAUCCCACUAAUGUGCUGGGUGGUCGGAGAAACACCAUCGACUCCACGUCGUCCUUCUCUCAGUCUCGUAAUGCGAGUCACCGCAGCCUCAGCCUGGGCCGGGCCAACAGCAACCAGAGCAGCUUAGAUACGGGGAAUGAUUUGGGGGACUUUCGCGAGUAUGACCCCAAUCUGCUGGAUGACCCACAGUGGCCUUGUGGAAAACACAAGAGAGUCCUCAUCUUCCCCUCCUACAUGGUGAGAAAACUCUGACACACAACCACCAGCAGCUGCAGCCUUGUCCUCUCCACAGCAGAAUGGAUAGGCUGUUUUCAUUCGGGACGAAAUUUACUGAAAGAGAUUCAUCUCUGUUUUGACGUGUUUUGUUGAAAUGUCCUGCGUUAUCUCAUUUCAGAGGUUAUUUUUCUACCAUAAUGCUUCUUUUAUACUCAGCUUUCCCACCACAGUCAACA
Messenger RNA from Amphiprion ocellaris (clown anemonefish), 1533 nucleotides. RefSeq names its product Cdk5 and Abl enzyme substrate 1 (gene cables1). Gene Ontology annotation, cellular component: cytosol. Lineage: Eukaryota; Metazoa; Chordata; Actinopteri; Pomacentridae. Bases 149 to 1333 code for a protein of 394 amino acids. The record is from RefSeq and is a predicted model, not a curated record. Gene Ontology annotation, biological process: nervous system development; regulation of cell cycle. The transcript has 7 exons.